AUGUCUUUGGUUGAUAAGGAGAUAGCAAGCGUUGGUGGCAGUGGUGGAGGCUCUGUGGGCGAUGAUGGUGACGACGAUGAUGAUGAAGAAGGUGGUGGGUCCCCUGGUAGAUGCAAAUGCGGUGAUGAGCAUACAAAGAAGCAGAGAGGGUUUAGGGGUAGUGGGUUGUCAAGAAAUUUUGGAAAGGCCAAGCAGGUGGUCCUGCAUCCCUUCACAAGAUCCAAGAAGCAAUUACCCAGAAAAAACAAGACGAGGGCUUCUUCUGCACCUUCUUGUUCUGUGUCUUCUUGUUCUUUUUCUUCAGGUAAGAGGUUUGGAGCUGGUGUUAAUGGCGGUGGCAAUAAAGGUUGUUACUUUUGUUUCACGCAACCCUCUACUCCGGGUUCACCAAUUGGGUCUCAGACCAGCGACCCAGAGCACCCGAAUUUCACUUUUGGGAUGUUGAGUGCUUUUAUGGAGAAGAAUGAUUUCUUUUCUAAAGAGUGCAAUCCCCACUUGGAUAUUGAUGUCUCCCCAAAUACUACCGAUUGA
Messenger RNA from Prunus armeniaca (apricot), 531 nucleotides. The record is from the annotation of a GenBank genome assembly. Lineage: Eukaryota; Viridiplantae; Streptophyta; Magnoliopsida; Rosales; Rosaceae.